Messenger RNA from Fonticula alba, 2550 nucleotides. RefSeq lists its product as hypothetical. The record is from RefSeq and is a predicted model, not a curated record. Gene Ontology annotation, molecular function: iron ion binding; monooxygenase activity; oxidoreductase activity, acting on paired donors, with incorporation or reduction of molecular oxygen. The transcript has 3 exons. NCBI's taxonomy places the organism in Eukaryota, Rotosphaerida, Fonticulaceae. Bases 67 to 1893 code for a protein of 608 amino acids.
CCGCCCCCCCCCCCUCUCCCCUGCUGUAAGGGUCCCGCCCGCUGCCGCCCCCCGCACACACCAGGCAUGUCCCUCCUCGCCAACCUCCCGACGGCCGAGAGCCUGGGAGCCAUGACCGCGGCCACCGCGUCGACCCUGGUGGCUGGGCUCACCCCCACCAAGCUGGCAGUCACCGCCGUCAUUCUCAUUUGCACCUCGCUCGUGGUCAUGGUGGGCAAUGUCUACUACGAGGCCCAUAAGAAAUUCCAAGUGAUCGACAACAUGCACCAGCCAAAGCGCUGGUACCCGAUCUUCGGCCACUCGCUGGACGUGCCGCUGGACAAGUCCAAGCGCGAGGAGUACUUCACCAACCUGACGGUCCGCGCGCCGGAGGGGCUGAGCUCCUUCUGGCUCGGGCCCAUCGGUACGGUGUUCCUCCACUCGCCGGAGCACAUCAAGACCAUCCUUGGCAGCACCAGCGCCCACACCAAGAAGGGCUGGAUGUACAACAUGGUGAGCCCCUGGCUCGGCGGGGGCCUGCUCCUGUCGCACGGGAAGGAGUGGACCGAGCACCGGGAGCUGAUCACCCCCUCCUUCAAGAGCGCCAACCUGGAAGCCCUGCUGGACAUCAUGGACGCCCAGGCCCGGGUGCUGGUGGCCAAGAUCAAGGAAAUCAUCGCCGCCAGCCCGCCCGGGCACAACUUCAAUGUGUACAACAACAUUGUCACCUGCGCCUUGGACAUCAUUUGCGAAACGGCCAUGGGCAUCGACCUGAAGUCGCAGAACUCCCACGAGCAUGAUGCCUACAUCGAGGCCAUCAAGUUCAUGACCGGCAUGCUGCUGAAGCGGGCCUUCUCGCCGCUGCUGCGCAAUGACCUGCUCUUCUCCCUCUCCCGGCAUGGGGCCCAAUUCCGCCACCACUUGAAGGUCCUGCACGGGAUGACCAGCCGGGUGAUGCGCGCGCGCCGGCGCCUGCUGCAGGAAACCCCGGCGCUGGCCAUGGCCGCCGGAUUCCGCAUCAGCGACCCGGGGCCCACGACGCCGGUUCAUGGCCCGACCGGGGGCCAGGGCACCGGCACCGCCGGGCGUCCGGCCACCAGCCCGGACCUCGGCCACAUGGACUCCGGCGACGAGGACCUGGGCAUCACCUGGAAGGAUGAGGCCCGCCUGCGGCCGGUGUUCCUGGACCACAUGCUGGCGGCCCAGGCCACCCGGCGCGGCGACCCGGCCGCCAAGCAGAUCACCGACGAGGACAUCAUGCGCGAGGUGGACACCUUCAUGUUCGCCGGGCACGACACCAUGUCCACCUUCCUCGGGUGGGCCACCUACUGCGCGGCCCAGUACCCGGCCCAGUCGGCGGCCGCCAUCCAGGAGCUCGGGGACUUCGCCACGCGCUUCGGCCUGCUGGACCACCCGCUGAAGAGCUCGACCGAGCGCAUCGACGUGCCGGUGCGGUACACCACGCGCGAUCUCCUGCGCGGCCUGCCGCACACCGACAGCUUCGUGCAGGAGGUCAUGCGCAUGUAUCCCAGCGUGCCGCAGCUGGGCCGCGAGGUGACCGAGCCGGUGCAGCUCGGUGCCCACACCCUGCCGGUCGGCACCCAGGUGGUCAUCCACGUGUGGGCCCUCCACCGGAGCCCCAAGGUGUGGGGCCCGACCAGCCACCAGUUCGACCCCUCGCGCUUCGACGACUUCAAGGCCACCAGCAGUCGCAUGUACGACUUCAUUCCCUUCUCGCGCGGCGUGCGCAACUGCAUCGGCAGCACCUUCGCCUCCAUCGAGCAGCGCGUCCUCCUGGCCCACUUGCUGUCCAACUUCACCUUCACCAGCGCCCGCAAGGUGAGCGCCUUCCCGGAGGUUGUCCUGCGCCCGGUGGAGAACAUCGAGCUUUCGGCCACCUUCCGCCACCAGUGAGCGUGCGUCCCGCCGCCCGGGCCGGAGGCCAGGCAGGGGGGGGGGCCGGGCACAGGGAUGGGAGCCCGCAGUCCAGGCGCCCGGGCCCCGUGCGCCGGCCUCCCCCCUCUCCCGGUCUUCCCCGCACCUCGCCGAUGGGCGUCAUGGGGCUGGGGGUGCGCAUCUGCCUGCGCGUGUGCCGCCUCUCAGACGAAGCAUGCGCCUGCACGCGUGCCGUCCUCAUCGGCCUCCUCCUCGCCGCCCUGGCUUCUGGGCGCUGCCGCGCGGGCGUCGCUCGCGGCAAGGCGUCGCAGAUGCGCGCAGGUGCCCCUCCGUGCCCAGUCCCGGCGGGGGUGCCCAGCACACGCCCGUGUCCCACCCUCCCGCUCCUCCCUCCUUCCCCCCGCUCCUCCUCCUCCGCCCCCCCAGACGGACCAUGUCGUGGUGCAUGGCCUGUUGCCUCCACCUCGUCUGCCUCCGCGCCCUCCCUCUUGUUGUGAUACUACUUGCGCUUGGCCGCCCGCACAGGCGGCAAUCUGUUACCAGUUUCCCCAACGGUUGCCCAACUUGUGCGAGUGCGCUGUCAUGCGCAUCGUCGGCCGUCCUCCCCCGCGCCCGCGCGCCCCCUCUCGGCCGCCUUAUCCCCCCCGAAAUACAAACAGUUAACGUGUAGCGACA